This is a messenger RNA of Adineta steineri, 2130 nucleotides long. The record is from the annotation of a GenBank genome assembly. NCBI's taxonomy places the organism in Eukaryota, Metazoa, Rotifera, Eurotatoria, Adinetida, Adinetidae.
AUGUCGUCGAUGCCAUUAUAUCAAUGUCAGAUUAAUACUGACAAUAUCAAAUUAAUUGGCAAUAUUCUAGAAAAAGAAAAUUUUAUUCAACAACCUACAUUAUCUACUUUCGUGAAAUCAAAUUUAGAUCAAACUAUUCAAAUUGAUUUAUCACAAUCAUUUGAAUCGCCCUCAAUUAUUUGUUGUUGUUCAACAAUAUCAAUAUCAUUGCCUCAAUUAUUAUCUUUUCUUAAACCAAAUUCUUCUUCUACAAUUAAUCUUAUACUUUUUAAUCAAUCAUCUGGUCUGAUUGAUUGGAAUUCUUUAAUUAAUCUUACAACUACAUAUAAUUUGUCAUUAAAUAUUGUUAAUAAUGAAGAAAAUCUCGCAUUAGGACAACGUGGAGCAUUUCGUGGUUCAACUGUUUGGUUAACUGGACUUUCCGGUGCUGGAAAAUCGACUAUAGCUUUUGCAUUAGAAGAAUAUAUAGUAAGCAAAGGUUUGCCAGCUUAUUGUCUUGAUGGUGAUAAUAUUCGAUGUGGUCUCAAUAAAAAUCUUGGAUUUUCUAAUGAAGAUCGAGUUGAAAAUAUUCGACGAAUAGCUGAAGUAGCAAAGCUAUUUGCUGAUGCUGGUAUCAUGUGUAUUGUUGCUUUUAUUAGUCCAUUUGAACAAGAUCGAGAAUGUGCUAGACAAUUGCAUGAAUCUGCAAAUAUACCAUUUAUUGAAGUAUUUCUCAAUACACCUUUGUCUGUAUGUGAAGCACGAGAUGUCAAAGGUUUAUAUGAAAAAGCACGAAAAGGAUUAAUCAAAGGUUUUACGGGCAUCGAUUCACCUUAUCAAUCACCAGUGCAUCCCGAUGUUAUAAUAGAUACAAAUGAAAUAUCAAUUAAUCGGUCUCUUGAAAUGAUUAUAGGAAAGCUAGCUGAACGUAGUGUUUUAUCACCAACAUUGAUUCUUUCAGUACAUGAAUUGUUUAUGACUGAACAUAUGCGUGAAAAAGCAUUGGAAGAAUUUACAUCAUUAGACAAACUUGAAAUUACUGAAUUAGAUUUACAAUGGGUUCAAGUAUUAAGUGAAGGUUGGGCAACUCCACUUAGCGGUUUUAUGCGUGAAACUGAAUAUUUACAAUGUUUACAUUUUGGUUGUUUAAUGAAAGGUCAUAUUGAAAAUCAAACAAUUCCAAUAGUUUUACCAUGUACAACUGAAGAUAAAGAACGUUUAACAUCAUCUUCAACAAUAGCUUUAUGUUAUAAAGGAAAACUUGUUGCACUUUUAAAAAAACCAGAAUUUUAUCAGCAUAGAAAAGAAGAACGAUGUGCAAGAACAUUUGGAACUACAGAUCCUGAACAUCCUCAUAUUAAAGUAAUUCUUGCAAGUGGUGAUUGGUUAGUUGGUGGAGAUGUUGAAGUUUUAGAGAAAAUUCAAUGGAAUGAUGGUCUUGAUCAAUUUCGUUUAACACCUAAUGAAUUACGACAUCGUUUUCGUGAUAUGAAAGCUGAUGCUGUCUUCGCUUUUCAACUUCGAAAUCCAAUUCAUAAUGGACAUUCACUUUUGAUGCAAACAACACGUCAAUUAUUAAAUGAACGUGGUUUUAAGAAUCCUGUUCUUUUACUCCAUCCUCUAGGUGGUUGGACAAAAGAUGAUGAUGUUCCAUUACCUGUUCGUAUGGCUCAACAUCAAGCUUUUUUAAAUGAAGAUGAACAUGAUAGACUUGAUCGUUCUCGAACUGUUCUUGCUAUAUUUCCAUCACCAAUGAGUUACGCAGGUCCAACUGAAGUACAAUGGCAUGCAAAAGCUCGUAUGUGUACUGGUGCAAAUUUUUAUAUUGUUGGUCGUGAUCCAGCUGGUUUACCACAUCCAUCGGAUAAAUCCAAAGAUCUAUAUGAUCCAACACAUGGUUCAAAAGUUUUAACAAUGGCACCCGGUCUUAAUCAAUUACAAAUCCUACCAUUUAAAGUAGCUGCUUAUAAUCAUGUUUUAAAAGAUAUGGCUUUUUAUGAUCCUACUAAACAUGAUGAAUUUGAUUUUAUAUCAGGUACACGAAUGAGAAAAAUUGCUCGUGAUGGUGAACAACCACCUGAUGGAUUUAUGGUACCAGCUGGAUGGAAAGUAUUAUCGACUUAUUAUCAAUCUUUGGCAACAAAAUCUUAG